Messenger RNA from Tarenaya hassleriana, 5625 nucleotides. Its product is annotated as E3 ubiquitin-protein ligase KEG. The record is from RefSeq and is a predicted model, not a curated record. The transcript is spliced from 16 exons. Gene Ontology annotation, molecular function: ATP binding; ubiquitin-protein transferase activity; protein kinase activity. Gene Ontology annotation, biological process: late endosome to vacuole transport; negative regulation of abscisic acid-activated signaling pathway; protein ubiquitination. Gene Ontology annotation, cellular component: trans-Golgi network; early endosome. Lineage: Eukaryota; Viridiplantae; Streptophyta; Magnoliopsida; Brassicales; Cleomaceae. Bases 290 to 5188 code for a protein of 1632 amino acids.
UAAACCCUGACGAAGAAACUUUUUCACAUUUUCUUGCGAUUUUCUAAUGCGUGUGAUUUCCGACGAAUUCUGAUCUUCCUCCCGUUCCCCUCAUCGAUUCUGCUUGUUUUAUCCAUGGAUCUGCCGGUCUCGUCCUGAUCUGGAUCGAUUCGGGGAGUUUUUCGAUAUGUUUCGGAGGAGUUCCACUGUUGUUUGAAGUGAUUGGCUCUUGCUUCGUCCACUCCGAUCUCGGUUUUCUCUGAUUCCGGUGAAUUCUCUGGGGAAAUCUAGGGCUUACUUUUGUGCUUCCAUGGUUGGUAGAAUGAAAGUGCCUUGCUGUUCUGUUUGUCACACGCGCUACAAUGAGGAGGAGAGAGUUCCGCUGUUGCUUCAAUGCGGGCAUGGCUUCUGCAAGGAGUGCUUGUCGAAAAUGUUCUCGGCGUCGCCGGAUACCACGCUGACUUGUCCCCGGUGCCGCCACGUGUCGGUGGUUGGGAACUCCGUUCAGGGCCUGCGGAAGAACUACGCCAUGCUCGCACUUAUCCACGCCGCCGCCUCCGCUGCUAACAAUUCCGUCGCCGCCAGAAAUUUCGACUGUGAUUACACGGACGACGAGGAUGAUGACGACGGCGAAGAUGGAAGCGGUGAAGAAGGUGAAGCCGCGGCAGCGGUUCGCUCCGCUCGCGGAUUCCAUGCCUCAAGCUCGCAUAACUCGUGUGGUCCGGUGAUUGAAAUCGGAGCUCACCCGGAGGUGAAGCUGGUGAAGCGAAUAGGGGAGAGUAGACGGGACGGGGUGGAGAUGUGGGAUGCCACUGUCGAAGGCGGGCGGUGUAAGCAUCGUGUGGCGGUGAAAAAGGUGUUGUUGACGGACGAGAUGGAUGUUGAUUGGAUGCAGGGGCAGCUCGAGAGCUUGCGCAAGGCAUCGAUGUGGUGUCGGAAUGUUUGUACAUUCCAUGGAGCUGUUAAAAUGGGGGGAUCUAUGUGUCUAUUGAUUGACAGAUGCUACGGGUCUGUUAAAUCUGAGAUGCAGCGUAAUGAGGGCAGGCUUACUUUGGAGCAGAUCCUAAGAUAUGGAGCUGAUGUAGCUCGAGGGGUUGUUGAACUCCAUGCAGCUGGUGUUAUUUGUAUGAAUAUAAAACCUUCUAAUCUUCUGCUGGAUGCAAGUGGUAAUGCUGUAGUUUCCGAUUAUGGGCUUGCUCCCAUCCUAAAGAAGCCAACUUGCCAGAAGGUUCGAUCAGAGUGUGAUUCCUCAAAAAUCAAUCCAUAUAUCGACUAUAUCAUGCUCAGUCCACACUACACUGCUCCAGAGGCUUGGGGCCCAGUGAAAAAGCUCUUCUGGGAGGAUUCAAGUGGUAUAUCCCCAGAAUCAGAUGCUUGGAGUUUUGGUUGUACACUAGUGGAGAUGUGCACGGGGUCCACUCCAUGGGCUGGACUGAGUGCAGAAGAAAUUUAUCAGGCUGUAGUGAAAUCCCGAAAAUUGCCACCUCAGUAUGCUAGUAUUGUGGGUGUGGGAAUUCCUAGGGAAUUAUGGAAGAUGAUUGGUGAAUGUCUUCAGUUUAAGCCUUCGAAAAGACCAACCUUUAAUGCAAUGCUUUCUACAUUCCUGCGGCAUCUACAAGAGAUACCUCGCAGUCCAUCUACAAGCCCGGAUAAUGGGUUCACCAAACCAUCUAGAUCAGACACAGUGGAAGCUGCUCCUGUGCACAACAUGGCAGUUUUUCUGGAUAAUCCAAGCAACCUACAUCGGCUUGUUUUAGAGGGAGAUAUUGGUGGUGUAAGAAACAUACUUGCAAAGGCUGCAGCAGGAGGCAGUGGGAGCUCUGUGCGCUUUCUUUUAGAGGCCCAGAAUGCUGAUGGUCAGGCCGCUCUUCACUUAGCUUGCAGACGUGGCAGUGCUGAACUUGUAGAGGCUAUAUUGGUGUAUAGCGAGGCAAAUGUGGAUAUUUUGGACAAAGACGGGGAUCCUCCUCUUGUCUUUGCUUUAGCAGCUGGAUCUCCACAAUGUGUUCACGCCCUCAUAAAAAAGGGGGCUAAUGUUAGGUCUAAAUUGAGGGAAGGAUCUGGCCCAUCUGUUGCUCAUGUGUGUGCAUACCAUGGUCAGCCUGAUUGUAUGCGCGAAUUACUCGUUGCGGGAGCUGAUCCAAAUGCAGUAGAUGAUGAAGGUGAAACUGUACUGCAUCGAGCUAUUGCCAAGAAAUACACAGAUUGUGCGAUUGUGAUAUUGGAAAAUGGAGGCUCUAGAUCAAUGGCUGUUUCAAACACAAAAUUUCUUACACCUUUACAUAUGUGUGUAGCAACAUGGAAUGUUGCUGUUCUCAAGAGAUGGGUAGAAGUUGCCCCUCCAGAUGAGAUUGCUCAGGCAAUUAAUAUUCCAAGUCCAGUUGGCACUGCUCUGUGUAUGGCAGCUGCUGUGAAGAAAGAUCAUGAAACAGAAGGGAGAGAUCUGGUCCGGAUAUUGUUGGCUGCUGGAGCAGAUCCAACUGCUCAAGAUUCUCAGCACGGAAGAACAGCUUUGCAUAGUGCUGCUAUGGCUAACAACAUGGAACUUGUGAAGGUUAUCCUUGAUGCUGGUGUGGAUGUUAACAUCCGGAAUGUUCAUAAUACGAUACCUCUUCACAUGGCAUUGGCCAGAGGGGCGAGCUCUUGUGUUGGAUUACUUCUAGAUGCUGGUUCAGACUGUAAUUUGCAGGAUGAUGAAGGAGACAAUGCAUUCCAUAUAGCAGCAGAUGCAGCGAAGAUGAUUCGUGAAAACCUUGAUUGGCUUAUUGUGAUGCUUAGAAAUCCAGAUGCUGCUGUUGAAAUCAGAAACCACAGUGGCAAGACAGUGCGUGACUUCUUAGAAGCCCUUCCAAGAGAGUGGAUUUCCGAGGAUUUGAUGGAGGCACUUUUAAAUAGGGGAAUCCAUCUAUCAUCUACAAUAUAUGAGGUAGGGGAUUGGGUGAAGUUCAAGAGAGGAAUUACCGCUCCUUCAUAUGGAUGGCAAGGUGCUAAUCCUAAGAGUGUUGGGUUUGUGCAAACUAUCUUGGACAGGGACAACAUGAUUGUCUCAUUUUGUUCUGGUGAGGCUCGUGUCUUUGCAAAAGAAGUUGUCAAAUUGAUUCCACUUGACCGAGGCCAGCAUGUGAGACUCAAAGAAGAUGUCAAUGAACCAAGGUUUGGUUGGCGUGGCCAGUCACGUGACAGUGUGGGCACUGUUUUGUGUGUUGACGAGGAUGGUAUCUUAAGAGUUGGGUUUCCUGGAGCAUCUCGGGGGUGGAAGGCUGAUCCUGCCGAAAUGGAAAGGGUGGAAGAGUUCAAAGUCGGGGACUGGGUCCGUAUUCGUCCAAAUCUGACUUCAGCUAAGCAUGGUUUUGGAUCUGUUGUACCUGGGAGUGUCGGAAUAGUUUAUUGUAUAAGACCAGAUAGCAGCCUCCUAGUCGAGUUUAGCUAUCUUCCAAAUCCCUGGCAUUGUGAACCUGAGGAAGUUGAACCUGUUCCUCCCUUCAAGAUUGGUGACCGAGUGUGUGUGAAGCGAUCUGUUGCAGAACCUAGAUAUGCUUGGGGCGGUGAGACCCAUCACAGUGUUGGCCAAAUUAGUGAAAUAGAGAAUGAUGGUCUCCUUAUAAUUGAAAUACCAAAUCGGCCUAUACCAUGGCAAGCUGAUCCUUCUGACAUGGAAAAAGUUGAUGAUUUCAAGGUUGGUGACUGGAUUAGAGUGAAGGCUUCAGUAUCUUCCCCAAAAUAUGGAUGGGAAGAUGUAACUCGAAACAGUAUCGGUGUGAUUCAUAGCUUAGAAGAAGAUGGUGAUGUGGGGAUAGCUUUCUGUUUUAGAAGCAAGCCUUUCUCUUGCUCCAUGACAGAUGUUGAAAAGGUGGCACCUUUUCAAGUGGGGCAAGAGAUUCAUGUGAUGCCUUCUAUAACACAACCGCGACUUGGCUGGUCAAAUGAGACUCCGGCAACAGUUGGAAAAAUCAAAAGAAUCGACAUGGACGGGGCUCUCAAUGUUCGGGUAACAGGUAGACAGACCUUGUGGAAGAUUUCUCCUGGAGACGCAGAGCUGCUUUCAGGAUUUGAAGUUGGUGAUUGGGUGCGGUCAAAACCGAGCCUGGGUAACAGACCAAGUUAUGACUGGUUUAGCAUAGGAAGAGAGAGUAUAGCUGUUGUCCAUAGCAUACAAGAAAACGGUUACUUGGAGCUGGCUUGUUGUUUUCGUAAAGGAAGAUGGAGUACUCAUUAUACAGAUGUAGAGAAGAUCCCGGCUCUUAAAGUUGGGCAGUAUGUGCGUUUCAGGAAUGGAUUGACAGAGCCAAGAUGGGGCUGGAGAGGAACUAGCCUUGAUUCUCGUGGUAUUGUGACCGCUGUACAUGCUGAUGGAGAGGUAAAGGUCGCUUUCUUCGGAUUACCUGGGUUUUGGAAGGGAGAUCCAGCAGACUUGGAAUUGGAGCCCAUGUUUGAAGCCGGAGAAUGGGUACGGCUUAGAGCAAGUGCUCCUAGUUGGAAAUCCAUUGGACCAGGUAGUGUUGGCGUCAUACAAGGAGUAGGAUACGAAGGAGGUGAGUGGGACGGAACCACCUUUGUCGCCUUCUGUGGCGAGCAGGACAGAUGGGUGGGAUCCUCUCUACAUCUAGAAAGAGCUAGCAAGCUUGGAGUCGGACAAAAAGUGAAGGUCAAACUGGCAGUGAAGCAGCCAAGAUUUGGCUGGUCAGGUCAUAGCCAUGGAAGUGUUGGGACAAUAUCAGCCAUUGACGCCGAUGGAAAGCUAAGGAUAUACACGCCAGCCGGCACUAAAACUUGGAUGCUCGACCCAUCGGAAGUUGAAAGUGUAGAGGAAGAAGACCUCCAGAUUGGAGACUGGGUCAGGGUUAAGCCGACCGUCUCAAUGCCUACGUACCAGUGGGGAGAGGUCACUCCAUCGAGCAUAGGGGUGGCUCACAGAAUGGAGAACGGGGACUUAUGGGUGUCAUUCUGUUUCCUGGACAGGCUGUGGCAGUGCAAAGAAUGGGAAAUGGAACGGGUGAGACCAUUUAGGAUGGGAGAUAGAGUGAAGAUCAAGGACGGGCUGGUGACACCAAGGUGGGGUUGGGGAAUGGAGACUCAUGCGAGUAAAGGACAAGUAGUUGGUGUAGAUGCAAAUGGGAAAUUGAGAAUAAAAUUUCAUUGGAGGGAAGGACGGCCAUGGAUUGGUGAUCCUGCUGAUAUAGUUCUAGACAACUCCUCGGGUUCGAGCUAAAUAAUAGUUUACGCACUCUCUGAACUACGAAAACGAGGAUCUAACUGUGUGCCGACACAGGUAUCUAUCUAUCCAUCCAUCUAUCUAUCUAUAUUUCACUUGUGAUUUAUUAAUGUGUUGUUAAUAAACUGAAACUAUAGAGAGGGGGGAUGGGGAAAAACUUUUGGGCAUUCCAUUUGUGUAUCACUUGUCUAGAAACCAAAUGGCUAUGACCCCCAAAAAGACCAUAUAUAUAGCUUUAGGCCUCUCUCUCUCUCUCUCUCUCUCUCUCUCUCUUCUUUUUGUUUUUGUUUUUUUUUUAAUUUUUUGGGUUUGGUCUAUUGGUGCCCUUGUUUUUUUUAAAGCAUGUCCUGAGCUUUUGCAUUUCUUGCUGGUUUUCUUUCUAAAGAAAAACAUUUAAUGCUGAAAAUUUAGAUAUUAGAGGUGCAAAUUUUGGA